GGGAGAGGAGCGAGAGAGCGAGCGAGCGAGAAAGAAUAAAAGGAAAGAAGAUUUUUCUCUAUGUAUAUAAAGAUGGCCACGUUAGCAAACGGACAGGCUGACAACGCGAGCCUCAGUACCAACGGGCUCGGCGGCAGCCCGGGCAGCGCCGGGCACAUGAACGGAUUAAGCCACAGCCCGGGGAACCCGUCGACCAUUCCCAUGAAGGACCACGAUGCCAUCAAGCUGUUCAUUGGGCAGAUCCCCCGAAACCUGGAUGAGAAGGACCUCAAGCCGCUCUUCGAGGAGUUCGGCAAGAUCUACGAGCUCACGGUUCUGAAGGACAGGUUCACAGGCAUGCACAAAGGCUGCGCUUUCCUCACCUACUGCGAGCGUGAGUCAGCGCUGAAGGCCCAGAGCGCGCUGCACGAGCAGAAGACCCUCCCCGGGAUGAACCGGCCGAUCCAGGUGAAGCCCGCGGACAGCGAGAGUCGAGGAGGUAGUAGCUGCCUGCGCCAGCCCCCUUCACAAGAUAGAAAACUCUUCGUGGGCAUGCUCAACAAGCAGCAGUCAGAGGACGACGUGCGCCGCCUCUUCGAGGCCUUCGGGAACAUCGAGGAGUGCACCAUCCUGCGCGGGCCCGACGGCAACAGCAAGGGGUGCGCCUUUGUGAAGUACUCCUCCCACGCCGAGGCUCAAGCCGCCAUCAACGCUCUACACGGCAGCCAGACCAUGCCUGGAGCCUCCUCUAGCCUGGUGGUCAAGUUUGCGGACACUGACAAGGAGCGCACGAUGCGGCGGAUGCAGCAGAUGGCUGGCCAGAUGGGCAUGUUCAACCCUAUGGCCAUUCCCUUUGGGGCCUAUGGCGCCUACGCUCAGGCACUGAUGCAGCAGCAAGCGGCCCUCAUGGCGUCAGUCGCUCAGGGUGGCUACCUGAACCCUAUGGCUGCCUUCGCUGCCGCCCAGAUGCAGCAGAUGGCAGCGCUCAACAUGAACGGCCUGGCAGCUGCGCCCAUGACCCCAACCUCAGGUGGCAGCACCCCCCCAGGCAUCACUGCACCAGCUGUGCCUAGCAUCCCAUCCCCCAUUGGGGUGAAUGGCUUCACUGGCCUCCCCCCACAGGCUAAUGGGCAACCUGCUGCAGAAGCUGUGUUUGCCAAUGGCAUCCACCCAUACCCAGCCCAGAGCCCCACCGCCGCGGACCCCCUGCAGCAGGCCUACGCUGGAGUGCAGCAGUAUGCAGGUCCAGCUGCCUACCCUGCUGCCUACGGUCAGAUAAGCCAGGCCUUUCCUCAGCCACCACCAAUGAUUCCCCAGCAACAAAGAGAAGGGCCCGAGGGCUGUAACCUGUUCAUCUACCAUCUGCCCCAGGAGCUUGGGGACGCUGAACUGAUGCAGAUGUUCCUCCCUUUCGGCCGGCACCCCGUGCCCUCCCGCUGCCAGGCCCCCUCCUGUCAGGGAGGACAGUGUCCAAUAAGCUCCUCCGCCCGCAGGCUUCGUGAGCUUCGACAACCCGGCCAGCGCGCAGACCGCCAUCCAGGCCAUGAACGGCUUCCAGAUCGGCAUGAAGAGGCUCAAGGUGCAGCUGAAGCGGCCCAAAGACGCCAAUCGCCCGUACUGAACGCCGGCGGGAGCGUCCCCCGGGGGAGACCAGGACUCGCACAGGGCCAGUCAAAUCCACCACAGUCUCGCGCUGAGCUAGGAAUAAAGUUCACGUAAUCACAUGAGAGUGGAGAAAAGUCCCCCAUCCGGCAGGAUGCUGAACGGGCUACAUUAAAAAACAAACCUCUCUCUCUCUCUCUAUUUAUAAAUGAGAACUGUUGGAUGACACCUUUGACAUAUCAGCCAAUACCAAUCAAGCUGAAGACUCCAGACACUCUGUGUGAUUAUAACAUUUCUUCAAGGAAAGUAGAGCGUAAAUGGAGUUUCAGAGGGCACGUGUUUGGGGGAAAAAUACAAGUGACAUAAAAGAAGAUGAUGACGACGAAGAAGAAAAAUGAAACAAAAACAAGCAAAUACAAAAAGGCAACUUUAAAACAAAACAGCGUGCCCAGAUGGGGAAGCUGAAAGGCUGGGCACUGGGAGGAGAUCGCUGCUGCUGCCGACCCUGGGCUUUUCCAGCCUGUGGGCGCCUGAGGCAGGCGGGGCACGGAGCGGCUUGGCGGGGCCUGGUCCCCAGCGGGGCGGCUGGGAGGCUGCCACUGAGCCUCUCUAUCUGUCAUUCCUUUAGCUAUUUAGGGACCAAAGGACCAAACUUUUUAUUGCAGACGUGUAGCUCUGUCAGAUAGAGGCAGAAUGGAGACCUACCUCCUUCCUGCCUCCUGGCUGUUCUUGAAACAGCUUAGGGCGAUUCUAUGAAAAAAAUGUAAUAAAAAAAUUUAAAAACAAAAAAAAAACAAAAAAAACACAAAAAAUAAUGCUUCAAUGCUUUUAAAACAGCAAGAUAAUAGUUCUUUGAUACUUUGAGAGGCGCUUUGAUUACUCUCAUUGAAGUCUAGGACACUUUCCUAUGGUUUUCUGUAUUAUAUGUAUGGAUGGAGCUGUUAAGGUGAACAGAUUGAUGGAUAUUUGGGGAAAGCGACCAAGAUAUUAAGUCAUUAACCAUGAAGUGUGAGAAAACGAGGGGAACCAAGGUAAUGGUUGUGAAAAGUCUGUAAAUGCUUCUAACUCUUACCCCUCUUAAAAUCAUAAUAGUUGUACAGAAUUUUAAAAGGAAAAGUUUAAAAUACCUAUAUCAUAGAAGAAAAUAAAAUUAGAGGAAAGCAAAAAAUAAAAAAAAUAAAAAAGGAAAAAAAAAACCUUAUAGAAGUUAGCGUUACUGCUAAAAAUCCCAGAUGUUGUAGGACUGUA
This is a messenger RNA of Jaculus jaculus (lesser Egyptian jerboa), 2829 nucleotides long. It is a transcript of the gene Celf4, whose product is annotated as CUGBP Elav-like family member 4. The record is from RefSeq and is a predicted model, not a curated record. Gene Ontology annotation, molecular function: mRNA binding. Gene Ontology annotation, cellular component: cytoplasm; ribonucleoprotein complex; nucleus. The coding region runs from base 61 to 1698 and encodes 545 amino acids. The transcript is spliced from 15 exons. Lineage: Eukaryota; Metazoa; Chordata; Mammalia; Rodentia; Dipodidae. Gene Ontology annotation, biological process: regulation of alternative mRNA splicing, via spliceosome; mRNA splice site recognition.